Messenger RNA from Blastomyces gilchristii SLH14081, 4753 nucleotides. RefSeq names its product leucyl-tRNA synthetase. The transcript is spliced from 4 exons. The record is from RefSeq and is a predicted model, not a curated record. Bases 160 to 3552 code for a protein of 1130 amino acids. Gene Ontology annotation, molecular function: aminoacyl-tRNA deacylase activity; ATP binding; leucine-tRNA ligase activity. Lineage: Eukaryota; Fungi; Ascomycota; Eurotiomycetes; Onygenales; Ajellomycetaceae. Gene Ontology annotation, biological process: leucyl-tRNA aminoacylation.
GGUGAUUUGAAUGAGUCAGCAAUUUUAUCCAACCGCGGAUUUUUUGAUGUGUCACGAUGCGCCUGCGAUAAAACCCCGCCAUUAGAAGUUCAAAUCGCGAGAAAACCUAUCAUCUUCCCACCACUUUGUUUGUCCUUCGACCAUUCUUAGCUAGAAAAUAUGGCAGCUGCCGCGGCUGCAGCUGCAGCGCUGGACGCCAGCAAUAGCGCCAAAAAUACAUUGAAGCUUGAGAAUACGGACAAAAGAGAUAGUCUUAUUGCGAUUGAAAAGAAAUAUCAGGCGCAAUGGAAGGCGAACAAGGUCUUCGAGGUCGAUGCUCCCUCUAUAUCGGAAAUUCCUCCCGGCUCAAUCUCCGCUGCCGACCUCCGGGAAAAAUUCCCAAAAUUCUUUGGCACCAUGGCAUACCCAUAUAUGAAUGGAACUUUACAUGCAGGCCACAGCUUUACUGCAAGUAAGGUAGAAUUCAUGGCAGGGACUGCUAGAAUGGAGGGAAAGCGAGCUCUGUUCCCUCUUGGUUUCCAUUGCACUGGAAUGCCUAUUAAGGCCUGUGCGGACAAGUUGGUAGACGACAUUAAAAAGUUCGGGAAACAUUUUGAGAGAUACACCGAUGAAGACGGGGAGGCGGACGAACCGCCCGCUCCUACUCAGGAAACCAAGGAGGACCUGACUAAGUUCUCUGGGAAGAAGAGCAAGGCCGCGGCCAAAACGGUGAAGAUGAAAUACCAGUUCCAAAUUAUGUUGGCUUUGGGUAUACCCCUUGAAGAAGUGCAUAAGUUUGCGGACCCCGCCCACUGGCUCGAGUUCUUCCCGCCCCUGUGUGUCCGAGACCUCGAUAGUAUCGGAGCUAGGAUCGAUUGGCGGAGACAGUUCGUGACCACGGAUGCCAAUCCUUAUUACGACGCGUUUACCCGCUGGCAGAUGAAUCGCCUCCACGAACAAGGAAAAAUCUUGUAUGGAAAUCGGUAUACUAUCUACUCGCCCAAGGACGGACAGCCGUGCAUGGAUCACGACCGGACUGAGGGAGAAGGCGUUGGUCCCCAAGAAUACACUGCUCUGAAGCUUAAAGUUAAGGAAUGGUCGCCGACUGCCCAAGAGCUUGUUAAGGGGAAAAUCGAGCCUGAUGCCAAUGUGUACUUUGUACCUGCUACCCUGCGCCCUGAAACAAUGUAUGGACAGACAUGCUGUUUCCUUGGGCCUAAAAUAUCUUAUGGGCUCUACAAGGUCAGCGAUAAGGAAUAUUACGUCGUUACUAAACGCGCAGCCUGGAACAUGGCAUUCCAAGGCACUUUCUUCGGCAGCGACAAUUUCCCACGGGACCAGAGUGAACUCGAACCAGUGGUGGAAGCCCCUGGCUCUACAUUUGUUGGCACGCUGGUCAAUGCACCUCUUUCCGUUCAUACAGCAGGGGUUAGAAUACUUCCUAUGGACGCUGUCUCCCCAACUAAGGGAACUGGCGUCGUAACGUCGGUGCCAUCAGACAGCCCAGACGACUAUGCGACCGUGGUCGAUCUCGCAAAGAAAGCAGAUUACUACGGCAUUAAGAAAGAAUGGGCUGAAUUGGAAAUCCUUCCCAUAAUUGAAACCCCUACAUACGGAAACCUUACGGCACCAACUUUGGUAACACAACUCAAGAUCAACUCGCCAAAGGAUGCCGUUCAGCUCGCCAAGGCAAAGGAGCUGGCGUACUCGGAAGGGUUUUAUAAGGGUACCAUGCUCCAUGGAGAGUUUAAAGGCCAGCCGGUUCAGGAAGCCAAAGAAAAAGUCCGCGAGUCUCUCAUCAAGAGUGGUGAUGCGUUCCCGUUUGCAGACCCUGCUGGUAAGGUUGUCAGUAGAAGCAGUGACGAAUGUGUUGUUGCAUAUCUUGGUCAAUGGUUCUUAAAUUAUGGCGAAAACGACCCACAGUGGCAGAAAGAUACUCUCGACUAUGUAAAAGGGCCACUCAACACUUAUUCUGAGGAAGCUCGCCAUGGCUUUGAGAAGAAUCUUGAGUGGCUCAACCGAUGGGCAUGCGCCAGAACCUACGGCUUGGGCUCUAGACUGCCAUGGGAUCCUCAUUUCCUUGUCGAAAGUUUGAGUGACAGUACAGUUUACCAAGCAUACUAUACCAUUGCACACCUUCUUCACUCUGAUAGAUAUGGAAAGGAACCGGGCAGCCUCGGCAUCAAGCCCGAGCAAAUGACGGACGAGGUUUGGGAUUAUAUCUUCACCAGGAGAGACCUUGGCGACGAUUUAAUUCAAUCAACCGGUAUUAGCAAGGAGGCUCUCCUCACAAUGAGACGAGAGUUUGAGUACUGGUACCCCCUGGAUGUUCGAGUUUCAGGAAAAGAUCUUAUUCAGAACCAUCUCACGUUCUGCCUAUAUAUCCACGCCGCACUUUUCCCUCGGGAAUACUGGCCACGCUCCAUCAGAGUCAAUGGCCAUUUGCUACUGAACGGCGAGAAGAUGAGCAAGAGUACAGGAAAUUUCUUGACAUUGAAAGACGCAGUGGACAAAUAUGGCGCGGAUGCCACGCGAAUCGCCUUUGCUGAUGCGGGUGACGCAAUUGAGGAUGCAAACUUUGAUGAAUCAGUCGCCAACAGCAAUAUCUUGCGUCUAUUUACACUGAAGGAGUGGAUCGAGGAGGUUGCGAAAGACAACUCUCUCCGCACUGGCCCUGCCGAUGCUUUCUUCGAUAAACUAUUCGACAAUGAACUGAAUGUUUUGGCUCGUGAGGCAAGGAAGCAUUAUGUUGAUACCAAUUUCAAACUUGCUCUGAAGAGGGCGCUCUACGACUUUACCAGUGCAAGAGACUUCUACCGCGAAUCAACCACCGCUGCCGGCAUUGGUAUGCAUCGCGAUAUAAUCCUUCGAUACAUUGAACUGCAGGCUCUCCUUUUGACUCCGAUUACUCCUCACUGGUCUGAAUACGUGUGGCUGGAGGUCCUCAAGAAGCCGGAUACCAUCCAAAAAGCCCUCUUCCCUGAGGUCCCAGAGCCAUCCCCCGUCCUCUCCUCUGCUCUAGUCUACGUCCGCACCACCGCCUCGAACAUCACAUCCUCAGAAGCCACCUUUGCUCGCAAACUCUCUAAGGGCAAAACCGUCAGUUUCGACCCUCGCAAACCAAAGAAGUUGACCAUCUUCGCCGCCAAGAAAUUCCCCAGCUGGCAGGAGAAGUAUAUUGAUUUGGUCCGCGAGGCCUUCGACGCUGUCUCCCUCUCCAUCAACGAUAAAGAGCUAAAUGGCAAAGUAAGCAAACUUGGCGAGAUGAAGAAGGCCAUGCCGUUUGUCCAGGGAUUGAAGAAGAGAUUGAUCACGGCAAAGGAGCAGCCGGAGACCGUCUUUAACCGAGAACUGGGCUUCGAUGAGCUACAGGUUCUUGGCGAUAUGGUUGCGGGUCUGAUCAGAACGACUGGAUGUAAGGUUGUGGAGGUCAUUGCCGUUGAGGAGGGCGGUAAGGCGGGUACUACCCUGGAUGGCGAGCGGAGGGAAGGGCUACCAAUCAUUGCGGAGAAUGCGGUUCCCGGGCAACCUACGUUCCAUUUCGAGAAUAUCCCUGAAGUUGAUGGGUCGUGAUCUGCGUUGUUAUGAUUUAUUUCCUUUCCUUCUUUCUUGAAACUGUUUCCAUGUUAUUUUCGGUCUUUUAGGGCAUCAUGCCGUGCAUUAUUCAUUGCCCAUUAUUAUUCUCUGCGCAUCCAUAGUAAGGGAAUAGGGAGAAAAAGAAAAGGUACUAGAGGUCUAGAGCGGUUAAUAUUUACCGUCAGGGGCAUAGCCUAAAACCGAUAAACCUCGAUAGAUAUUUGACAUAAAUCUCAUGCCUUACUUACGUUUUCGGGUCAUUUGGUUAUAUAUUGUAUUUGUAUUUAGAUUCAUUUAUCUAUGCAUUUGACUCUAUCCGGGAAACGAAUGUAUGACGCUGUGCCCAACCGGGAUCGCAAUGCUAUCUAUAAUAAAAGCCCGACCAAACGUAAGUUGAAAAAAUCUUUCUACUCGUCAUAUCAUACAGUUUGUUCUUAUAUAUAUUACAUGUUGAUAAAACGAAACCGGACAAAUCGGCCGAGGGGGUUUGAAUGAGAUCUAAAUAAUACAACUUUCUCAAAAAUCCAUCAUAUUGAUGGCACACAUAGCAUGUAAUAUCAGCCCAAAUCUAGCUGCCUCCUUUGGCCCUCCUUACACUUCUCAUCGGCCUCUUCGCCCGUUUCCUCGCAGCGUUCUGGUGCUUCUCAAGCAAAAACGAAUAUGCGCACAUCGGCUUCCGACUCGCAACAAACUUCCCUGUAGGGGUAAACACCUCGACCUUGGGCAUAACCCCGGCCUCUAGAUCCUUGGUGCGCACCUGCACAGCGAGUUCUACCCAUCCACACCCUUCGAUCACAAUAUCCGUCGACAGGACUCGAUACGGCAGCGUGCUCAGCCUCUUCUUCUGUUUCCUGUCCAGCGGCAAUGAGGUCGGCUUGCCGUACGUCUUGGUAACGUCCCCGUCAAUCUCAAAUACACCGGCGAAUUGUAUCGACUCAGCGAUACCUUCCUUUGUAAUUCUGGGUACGUUGGACAUCUCGCGCUGCUCUGCCUGCAUGAGAAUAGCCUUCUCCGUCGAGGUUACGUGUGGCUGUAUGGGGACGAAUGGGGCGGCGAGGACGACUAUAUUGUCUGCGUCAACUGGUGUGAUGCGGAUGAGUCCCCCGCCGAGGACGAGGGAUUGUUUGGGCCUGAUCGUCAGCCGUUCAGGCUUUAAGCGUUUCUUCAUGAUUAAGUCUGCUUUGUGGUCGUCUUUAAC